Molecule: messenger RNA, 723 nt
Organism: Colletotrichum graminicola M1.001
Lineage: Eukaryota; Fungi; Ascomycota; Sordariomycetes; Glomerellales; Glomerellaceae
Exons: 1
Coding region: 1-723 (240 amino acids)
Source: RefSeq, a predicted model, not a curated record
AUGCCGUCCCUACCAGACCACGCCUUCACGAUCACGGGCGGCUGCAACUGCAGCGCCAUCCGCUACAAAAUAUCCGUACCAGCACUCGCGGACCGGCCACCGACGCACAUGAAAGUAUCCGUCUUCCUCUCACCCGAGAAGGCGAAGAAGGACUGGCGCCUGCCGACACUUGCCGUGUGCCACUGCGCCAGCUGCCGCCGCGGCUUCGGGAGCGUGGUGCCAGCGAUGGCGCAGUGCGCCGCGUACAUGGUCUCCGUCUCUGCUCUUCCCGUCAAGUCGACCGAGAAGGCAGAGGACGUCGGGACGGGCGGGUUUUCAGCUCUGGCGCCGAGGGAAUCGGCAGGAGAGCUGGACGGUAAGCGGCAAGCGGAGUUCCGCCCGGCGACCGAAGUGUUCAAGCCCGGGUCCGUGUCCGGGGACGAGGAGACGUGGGUCGGGUUCUACCACGCCUCCGGGUGCGUGCGGGAUGCGGCGCGGGUGUUUUGUGGGCGGUGCGGGGUGCACUUUGGCAAGGCUUACCGAAUCACGGAGGAGAUGUACGGGUUCAUGGACAAGCCGGCGGGCGGGUGGGACGAGGUGGUGAACAUCAACAUCGCGACCAUGGAUGACGAAUGGCUGGGACAGGAUUGGAUGGAGCCGGCGGCGCAGGCUUUUGGGGGAUUGUGGGGGAUUCCAUGGGUUGUGAGAACGGUAAAGAUGGGCGAGGACGAGGGCCAAGUGUGA